Meloidogyne enterolobii is the source of this 276-nucleotide messenger RNA. NCBI's taxonomy places the organism in Eukaryota, Metazoa, Nematoda, Chromadorea, Rhabditida, Meloidogynidae. The record is from the annotation of a GenBank genome assembly.
AUGUAUUGUGCCGUUAGCUAUUUUAAACCGAAUAGUGUAAUGGGUGAAGAUGGAUUUUCUAUUGAGGAAGCUUAUCGUGCAGUGUCAAAAAAUGGACCAAUUGAGACUUUUAAAAGGGAUUUAAAUAAAGUAGGUACUGGCAAGUAUUGGAUGUAUACUGAAGAAUAUUUUUACCCAAGACAAUUUUAUAUAAUCAAAAUUGGACCAAAAUUUGGAAAUGAUACUCAAGUUGACGAAAUAGAUAUACAAUAUAUUAUUGUAACUGGUGGGUAUUGA